Molecule: messenger RNA, 3621 nt
Organism: Choloepus didactylus (southern two-toed sloth)
Lineage: Eukaryota; Metazoa; Chordata; Mammalia; Pilosa; Megalonychidae
Gene: MAN1C1
Product: mannosidase alpha class 1C member 1
Exons: 12
Coding region: 1078-2952 (624 amino acids)
Biological process (GO): carbohydrate metabolic process; N-glycan processing
Cellular component (GO): extracellular exosome; endoplasmic reticulum; Golgi membrane
Molecular function (GO): mannosyl-oligosaccharide 1,2-alpha-mannosidase activity; calcium ion binding
Source: RefSeq, a predicted model, not a curated record
CGGCGGCGGCGUCCGGGCGGGUGUGCGCGCGUGUGGAGCGCAGGCUCGGCAGCGGCGGCGGCUGAGCCUGCAGCGGCGGCCGCGGCCCGUCUGGAGCGGCCGCUGCGAGAACGCCAGCUGCAGCGGGGGAGGCGCAGCCUUGGCUGCGCGCUCCGUGGAGCCGGCGGGGGCCGGGAACAGGUGAUCCCAGCGGGAGCCCCAAGCCUUGUCGAGUUGGCGGGGCGGGAACCGCUCUCCCGGGCGCAGCUGCAGGCGCUCAGCCGCGACUCGUCGCGGACGGCGCGGGGCUCCGGACUCGGACUGGGGUUCGAGCAUCCCUCGGCUCCUUGUCCCUGCAGGCUCGGAAGUGCUUGCUCCCGCUCCCCGGCCUCUCCCCGCUUCCCGGCGCCCGCUCCGCGGCGGAGCAAAGUUGUGGACGUGUCCCGAUAUCCGAGCGAGGACGUUGUCGCGACCCGGCCGGGUGGGCGCCCUCUCCAAGCAGUGCUGACACGCCAGCCCCGCCACCGCCUGGCCCCCCGAGCCGGCUGCUCUGGAAACUGCUUCUGAGGCGGAAACUUUGGGCACCGACGGGCGCGGGAGGGAGGCCGAGGGGCUGAGGGCGGUUCGGCGCGGGGAAACGAGGACGCUGCCCGGUCCGGCCUGCGAGCGCCCCUCGGCGCCGACAGCCUUGGCGCGGCGGACGGCAUGUGACGGCCCCGGCGGCGGCCGCAGCGCGGGAAGGCGCGGGCCCGGGCCGCUGCCGGGAGGGGCUGCGCGGCGGCCGGAGGAAGGGCUGCAGUGCGCGACCCGCCGCUGCGGGCCCGGGCCCUGAGCAGUGCAGUGCAGCCCGGCUCGCCCGGGGCCCGCGGAGGCUGCUGCGCCCCCGCCUCGUUGCGGGAGGUCUCGCCCCAAACUCCCUGAACUUCAAGGGGGCGCAGUCCCCGAAACGGCGGAACUCUCGCGGUUGGCAGCCCUGCCCCCGGCGGCGCCCCUCGACGCCCUCCUCUCGCCGAGUCCCCGGCUGACAAGUGCCUGGACCCCGAAGGCCUCGGGGGUCCCAGACGGAGCUGACCUCCCCCAGCCCCGUUCCAGGCCACGAUGCUCAUGAGGAAAGUGCCCGGUUUCGUCCCGGCCUCCCCGUGGGGGCUGCGGCUGCCGCAGAAGUUCCUCUUCCUUCUCUUCCUCUCUGGCCUCGUAACCCUGUGCUUCGGGGCUCUCUUCCUGCUGCCCCACUCCUCUCGCCUUAAGCGCCUCUUUCUGGCCCCCCGGGCCCAGCAUACCGGCCUGGAGGUGGUGGCCGAAGUCGAGCAGGAGCCUCCUCCCAAUCCGGCGCCCGCCGCGCCGGCCCCGGGCGAGGACCACCCCAGUAGCUGGGCCGAUCUACCCCGCAGGAAGGGGUGGCUGCGGCGCACCCGUCCCACCGGGCCCCGGGAGGAGGCCACGGCGGCCCGCGGCAACGGCAUGACUGCCCCCAGGCCCCGGGAGAGAAGCGUCCCGUUUAGCUUUGACUUCAGCGCGUUCCGGAGCCGCCUCCGCCACCCGGUGCUGGGGACGAGACCCGACGAGAGUAAGGAGCCCCAGAGCCGAGUGCGAGCCCAACGGGAGAAAAUCAAGGAGAUGAUGCAGUUUGCCUGGCAAAGCUACAAGCAUUAUGCAAUGGGGAAAAAUGAGCUGCGUCCACUAACAAAAGAUGGCUACGAGGGUAACAUGUUUGGAGGGCUCAGCGGGGCGACGGUCAUCGACUCCCUUGACACCCUCUACCUCAUGGAGCUGGAGGAGGAGUUCCAGGAGGCCAAGGCCUGGGUGGAAGAGAGCUUCCACCUGAACGUGAGCGGAGAAGCGUCCUUGUUCGAGGUGAACAUUCGCUACAUCGGAGGCCUCCUCUCGGCCUUCUACCUGACAGGAGAAGAGGUGUUCCGAAUAAAGGCCAUCCAGCUCGGGGAGAAACUGCUGCCCGCCUUCAACACCCCCACCGGGAUCCCCAAGGGCGUGGUGAACUUCAAAAGUGGCUCCAAUGGGAGCUGGGGCUGGGCGAUGGCAGGGAGCAGCAGCAUCCUGGCGGAGUUUGGCUCCCUGCAUUUGGAGUUCUUGCACCUCACGGAGCUCUCUGGCAACCCCAUCUUCACUGAAAAGGUCAGGAACAUCCGCAAGGUCCUCAGGAAGAUUGAUAAGCCCUUCGGCCUCUACCCCAACUUCCUCAGCCCAGUGAGCGGGAACUGGGUGCAACACCACGUCUCCAUUGGAGGACUCGGGGACAGUUUUUAUGAAUAUUUGAUCAAAUCCUGGUUGAUGUCAGCCAAGACAGAUACGGAGGCUAAAAAUAUGUACUACGAGGCCUUGGAGGCAAUAGAGACCUACCUGCUGAACGUCUCUCCCGGGGGCCUGACCUACAUUGCAGAGUGGCGAGGGGGGAUUCUGGACCACAAGAUGGGGCACCUGGCCUGUUUCUCAGGGGGCAUGAUCUCCCUCGGUGCUGAGGAUGCCAAGGAAGAAAAGAGGGCCCGCUACCGGGAGCUUGCAGCCCAGAUCACCAAGACGUGCCAUGAGUCAUACGCCCGCUCAGACACCAAGCUCGGGCCCGAGGCCUUCUGGUUCAACUCGGGCAGAGAGGCUGUGGCCACCCAGCUGAGUGAAAGCUACUACAUCCUGCGGCCCGAGGUGGUGGAGAGCUACAUGUACCUGUGGCGGCAAACCCACGACCCCAUCUACAGGGAGUGGGGCUGGGAGGUGGUGACGGCCUUGGAGAAAUACUGCCGGACAGAAGCCGGUUUCUCCGGCAUCCAAGAUGUCUACAGCAGCAUUCCCAACCACGACAACAAGCAGCAGAGUUUCUUUCUAGCGGAGACACUGAAGUAUCUCUAUCUUCUGUUCUCUGAAGAUGAUGUGCUCUCCCUGGAAGACUGGGUGUUCAACACAGAGGCCCACCCACUGCCGGUGAAGCACGUGGACAGCUCCAGCAGGGCCAGGGGCUGACACUGCCCAUCUCCCAGCAGCUCCCAGGGAUGCCGCAGAGACACCUUGCCUUUUUGGGAUUCGGGACUGUUCUCGAAGGGCCUGGAACGUAGGUCCCAUCCUGGGCAGACCCAGGGCAGGUCUUUCGGACAAGCAGCUUCUUUUCCUCUGUGAGGAGACAAGGACUCAGAGACAUAGAGAGUCAGACAAGGGCCACAGUUACUGCAGGCUCCAGACAUUCCUUUCUAAGGAGAAUUUCUAUGAAACCCACUCACUCGCCAUUCCAGGGCCAAAGGACAUCGACCCCACAUGCUCACUUCACUUCUUUUCAGUUAUGUUCUGUUUUGGUUUUUGCUUGAUUUUGCCUUUUCUCUACUGGUGGGUUUUAUCACAAUUAUAUAGUUUUCAAAAUCAUGUGCUUUCUAAGACAGUGUCAUCCCGAUCAACUAAACCUUAAAGUGUUUGCACAUGCACACACACACACACACAAAUCUUGACCCCAUUUUCUUUAUUUUAAAUGCCUUUUACCCAGCAUUUACUAUCUGUUCAAUUCUGUGUCAUUUACCUUUUAAUUUGAGAAGGGGUUCCCCUUUGAUUUGGGUCUAAGUGUUACGACUCACUAGUACUAUUUUCAUUAUUGUAAUGCAAAAAAUCUGUGCACUAGAAUAAAAGAGUUUAUUGAAUAAAAAA